AUGAGAUGGACAGUUCAUAUCGAUGGUGGCCCGAUGCGGGUUAACCAUGCUGCAGUCUGUAUAGGAAACAAAAUCUACUCUUUCGGCGGUUACUACUCAUCGGAAGAAUAUAAAGAUUGGGAUCCAAUCCCAGUCCAUGUAUUAGACACUGUUACGUUGCGGUGGUCAGCAGUUAACUAUAAAAGGAAUGACGUAGUCCCAUUCCAGAGAUAUGGUCAUACGACGGUGGCAUACGGAGACAAAGUUUACAUGUGGGGAGGAAGAAAUAACUCUGUGGCAUGUGAAACACUGUCCUGUUUUGAUACAAAAACUCUAGAAUGGAGUACACCCCCAGUAACAGGCAUGGUACCAUAUGCGAAAGAUGGUCACUCUGCUUGUCUCAUAAAAAACAAAAUGUAUAUUUUCGGCGGCUUUGAAUAUCUCACAGAUCAGUAUUCACAAGAAGUUCACUGUUUAGAUUUGGAUACCAUGAAUUGGACAUUUAUAGAUGCAAAAGGCACACCACCCUCACAUCGGGACUUCCAUACUGCUGUUGCAGUUGGCGAUAGAAUGUAUAUAUUUGGAGGAAGGGGAGAUUUGAAUAGUCCUUAUAACUCACAAGAGGAAAUAUACUGUCCUCAGGUGUACUACUUAAAUACUUUGGAAGAGAGAUGGGUGGUAGCUAAUCCAAGUGGUAAUUGGCCUGAAGGAAGACGGAGUCACUCUGCUUGGCUUUACAAUGAUCAUAUGUUUAUUUUUGGAGGGUUCAAUGGCAACUCAAAAACCCAUUUCAACGACCUCUACAGUUAUUCAAUAAAAGAUAAUUGCUGGCAAUACAUAAAUGUAAAAGGCUCAGUGCCCUGCAAAAGAAGACGCCAGGCCUGCCUUAUUUAUCAAGAUAAAGUUUAUUUAUUUGGAGGAACAAGCCCUUGUCCGAACCAGAACAUACGCCCUGCAGAUAAUUUACAUGAUGAUGAUCCAGAGAGGCUUAUAGACAACAGUGAUCUGCAUGUAUUGGACUACUCUUGUUCUCUAAAAACACUUAGCAUCCUCACUGUUUUAGAGCAUAAUCUUGAUCAGUCGUCAUUGCCACGAGACAUAAUAAUUGACAUUCGCACCAUGACUUUGCCAAACCGUAUAAGCAGGCCAAUAAAUCAAUCUGGCUAA
Chilo suppressalis (striped riceborer) is the source of this 1146-nucleotide messenger RNA. The record is from the annotation of a GenBank genome assembly. NCBI's taxonomy places the organism in Eukaryota, Metazoa, Arthropoda, Insecta, Lepidoptera, Crambidae.